This is a messenger RNA of Penicillium maclennaniae, 1494 nucleotides long. RefSeq names its product cytochrome P450. Bases 1 to 1494 code for a protein of 497 amino acids. Gene Ontology annotation, molecular function: heme binding; iron ion binding; oxidoreductase activity, acting on paired donors, with incorporation or reduction of molecular oxygen. The transcript is spliced from 4 exons. The record is from RefSeq and is a predicted model, not a curated record. NCBI's taxonomy places the organism in Eukaryota, Fungi, Ascomycota, Eurotiomycetes, Eurotiales, Aspergillaceae.
AUGAAUCUGCCGGAAUAUUUUUGUCUAUUCAGUGGCUUGUUCGUCACUUGGCACCUCUUUGCCGCAGCAUACAAUAUAUUCCUGCAUCCUCUGCGUAACUACCCCGGCCCCAAGCUAGACGCUGCCACUCGCCUUGUCUAUGUCUACCACAUGAUUAUGGGAGACAGUUGCAAAUACCUCGCCCGUCUACAUGAUAAAUACGGAGAGGUCGUUCGAGUUGGUCCUAAUGAGCUAUCCUACACAACGGCGUCGGCGAACAAAGUAAUAUUUGGAACGAAAGCCACGGCGGACACGUCAUUCGAGAAGAACCCUGCGGUAUACAUUCAAGGCUCUGGACUGGCACAGAAUAUUCUGUUCGCUAGCACAAGCGAGCAUCCUCGAUACAGAAGACUCAUGGGACCAGCGUUUUUCGAGCAAGCGAUCAGAGAGCAAGAACCGAUGAUUCAAGAAUUCACAAGUACCAUGAUUGAGACAUUUCGACACAAUAGGUCAGGAGAGGCAUACUACCCAUCCAAAGAUGGCAUCGUCAAUAUCGGGGCCUGGUCCAUUUUUGUUACCUUUGAUGUCUUCAGCGCCCUUUCUUUCGGUGAACCGAUCGGCUGCAUUGCUUCAGCGGAUUACCACCCUUGGGCACAUGUAAUCUUUGGUGCCAUGAAGCAUGCCACCUUUCUUCAAUGUGCCCAUCGACUCAAACCCUUUCACCGGGUCCUGGAGAAACUUAUUCCGCGGGAAAUCAGUGCACCUAUGGAACAGCACAUGGAAUAUUCACGCGCCUUCAUGGAAAAGACCGGUAAGGAUGAGAAAUUCUCCCGUGCGAGCUUUUCAUCCUUCAUUCUCAAAGGUAUGACGAAAGAUGAAUUGUUUGAUAAUAUUAAUAUUCUUGCCACUGCCGGUAGCGAAACUACAGCCACCGCUAUUUCUUCUAUUUUUUACUACUUGACCCAUAAUCCACACAGCUACCAGAAGUUGGUGGAUGAGGUUCACUCUACGUUUACGAGUGAGGAGGAGAUUACUUUCAACUCUAUGGCGAAUCUCAAGUAUCUCAAUGCUGUUAUCAAAGAGACCUUGAGAAUUCACCCCUCUGUGCCAGUCGGUCUUCACCGAAUUACUCCCAAAGCAGGCAGCUACAUCGACGGACGAUGGGUUCCAGGCGGAACAUGGGUGUCCGUGGCACUACUCGCGGCAUACAGAUCUCCGAGAUACUGGCACCGCGCCGAGGAGUUCAUCCCAGAGCGCUGGCUCGGCGAGCCCGAGUUUGCGUCAGAUAAUCGCGCAAUCUGGGCGCCUUGGUCGAUUGGACCGAGGAAGUGUAUUGGUGUCAACCUGGCGUACCUGAACAUGCGGUUGAUCACAGUUCGUUUGCUAUGGAACUUUGACUUCGAGGCGCAGCCGGAUAACUCGGACCCCCACGAGCUGCAUGAGUUUGGGGUUUGGCAGGGUCAGGCUCCGCUGAAUCUGAAGAUUCAUGAUGCACGUACUUCUGUGUCGGUUUAG